UAGGGGUAGCGACCAGUUUUCCGUCCAAGUGUGUAACUUCAGUCAAUGACCACCAACAUACCUCGUGGCGUACGAGAUGACGAACAAAGCGUGCUCACUGAAAACAUUGGGCGAAGUACUGGCCUUGCUGACAAGCAACAGCCCAGCCUCGCCGAGAGAAGGAAGCAAAGUCCCUGCUAUAAAAACCUUGGUACAAGAAAAGCGCCAAUGUCCAAGUAUUAGAACACAGCUCGAUCGCCAGACCUGGUCCGCAACUCCAGCGACUCGUUCAAAACCAUCCUCAGGCCCAACGGUAACUUGAAGGACCGUCUCAGAGCAGCUAUUUGGAGCAGUUGCUGAUAUCCUGGAGUUCGUGGGGCAUCAGAGCGGGCGCAGCGUUCUUAUCGGAGAAGAAGUUGGGAGGGCGCCUCAGAUAACGUCUCGAGGCCGUUUACCAAUGUUGAAUAUUAAUGGAGCAGAUGCCGUAGGAGAGCCGCGAAUUUUAGUUGGUGUGUAUAGUUGCCUCCAGAGAUCAUCAAGGUCGCCU
Messenger RNA from Coniophora puteana RWD-64-598 SS2, 526 nucleotides. RefSeq lists its product as uncharacterized. Lineage: Eukaryota; Fungi; Basidiomycota; Agaricomycetes; Boletales; Coniophoraceae. The transcript is spliced from 5 exons. The record is from RefSeq and is a predicted model, not a curated record. The coding region runs from base 46 to 222 and encodes 58 amino acids.